Messenger RNA from Oryza sativa Japonica Group (Japanese rice), 1027 nucleotides. RefSeq names its product 3'-5' exonuclease. Gene Ontology annotation, cellular component: nucleus; cytoplasm. Gene Ontology annotation, biological process: nucleobase-containing compound metabolic process. The record is from RefSeq and is a predicted model, not a curated record. Gene Ontology annotation, molecular function: nucleic acid binding; 3'-5' exonuclease activity. Lineage: Eukaryota; Viridiplantae; Streptophyta; Magnoliopsida; Poales; Poaceae.
GUUGAUACGCACACCAACGAAAUCUCAGCCGUCCGUACGGCGGCGAACAAACACGAUCGUCGUCUACUCGUACGUCAAUCGUCAUCGUACGUGUAGUGUAUGUAUCACCCUGAUAUAAACCCCUGAAACGCAUCGUCAAAUCUGAUCUCCAACUCGAUGGUUUAUUAAAACCUCGACACUCCAAAGCAGAGGAGAUUGAAGAGAGAAGGGAGGAGAUGGCGACUUCGAUCGUGGACGACUUCGGCGACGGCACCUACACGGUGGCGUUCGACGAGGACUACAUCCACACGACGGUGACUUACUCCGGCGAUGACGUCGACGAUUGGCUGGACGAGAUCCUCCGCAUCCACCGCCGCCGCCUCAACUACCUCGUCGUCGGGCUCGACGUCGAGUGGCGCCCCGCCACCUACUAUCACGGGCCGGGCCCCGUCGCCGUGCUCCAGAUCUGCGUCGGCCGCCGCUGCCUCAUCUUCCAGAUCCUCCACGCGGACUACGUCCCGGACUCGCUGUUCGACUUCCUCGCCGACGGCCGCUUCACCUUCGUCGGCGUCGGGAUCCACGACGACGUGGCCAAGCUGAGGAGCCAUCACGGGCUGGAGGUGGAGAACGUGGUGGACCUUCGCUACCUCGCCGCGCAGACGAUCGGGAAGCCGGCGCUGCGGAGCGCCGGGCUGCAGGGGUUGGUGCGAGAGGUGAUGGGCGUGUGGGCGCCCAAGCCUUACCACGUGCGGGUGAGCGCCUGGGACUCUUGGAAUCUGACGCCGGAGCAGGUGAUGUACGCGUGCGCGGACGCCUUCGCCUCGUUCGAGGUUGGCCGGAGUCUGUACUACGACUACGACUAGCACCGCCGCCGGUGUCAAUGGAUGCCAUCUGCCACUAAGUGUCGUUUACUGUUUUGUGUCUUUGAGAGGUCAUCUCAUCUCACGCUUCACAUGCUUUGAUUUUUUUUUUUGGUUAAACUUGCUGUGGAUCGACCUGUGGUGGUUAGACGUGUACAGAUACAUGCAGCAUUCCUUGAAUUACCGUA